CUGCCCACCCCACAGACUCACUCACUGCCGCACCACCACCCUUCGGUACUUGGCAAGGAAUCCGGGCAUGAUGGUGUGCCAUUCGGCCUGCACGGCCUGCACCAAGCAGCGGCCGUCAUACCAGCCCUGCUGCACCAGGUAGGCCUCCACCAACUCAAACGCACCGAAGAUCUUGUCCAAUGUGGUCGGCCUGGGCCGGGUGUCCGUCAUGGAUGAGGUGGGCGAUGCGUCACCGGCAUCGUCGUCAGGCGGUGAUGGGGUGUCGGGCGGCUUGUACACGUUGGGCAGGCCCGCCUUGAAGUUGAAAUACGCUGCAACAGCGAAGGCACAGGAGAUGAGCCAGCGGCGUCCCUUCCCUCCCCUCCCUCCCCUCCCCUCCCCCUCUCUCUCACCCUGUCGUUUGUCCUCUUUGACGAAUGUGAGCCAUCCGAUAAUAUUCUCAAACACUCCCUCUAUGUCCUGCAUGACAGACAGACAGAAGAAUGCAUCCACACAUGCCGUACAGAAACACAGACACACAGACACUGUCUGUCGAGGGUACCUCUUGUGUCAUGGUCGUGAGCUCCUCCAGGCCCGGCACACGCAGCGGGGCGUCGAAUCUGCCCUGCCACGCCGUGUGGACCUUCUUCCAGCGAUUGGCGUCACGAGUGGCCGCCAGCUUCUCAGCUAUGUUGAUGCCGUCCUCAUCAUCCUCGCUCUCGUCACCAACACCGUCAGCCAACCGCACAUCUACCGACACGUCCUCUCCUGUCAGCGGGCGGAGGGACGCACUGGCCGAUGGAAGCACCGGGGGGCGUGUCACCGCAGCACCGGACGCAUCAGGCAUCGCCUCGGCAGCCGAAGCGGCCAUCUCUACGUCAACUCCGCUUGGAUCUCGGUCUUCCAAACCGAUGGCGUCGUCAUGAAGGCUCUCUCCAUCCAUUCUAAAGGCUUCUUCGCUACGAUAUCUCUG
This is a messenger RNA of Vitrella brassicaformis, 952 nucleotides long. Lineage: Eukaryota; Vitrellaceae. The record is from the annotation of a GenBank genome assembly.